AUGUGUGGCGCGUUGUGCGAAUGUCUCAAGGGUUCAGGAAAAGUUGUGUGCUGCUGCUGCCAAUGUGCCUUAACAAUCUGUCUCGGCAUACUUUGUUCAGUGCUCAUAUUGUUCCUCAUAAUUGGUCUUAUCAUAUACUUUACAGUAUUUUACCACAAGGGGGAUGACUCCAGUGAGAAAAUGAUGGAGGAGAUGGUAACUGCCGCCCCGUUAACUUUUAAAGGACUCUUCCAGCAAUACUAUUGA
This is a messenger RNA of Bactrocera tryoni, 246 nucleotides long. Its product is annotated as protein midgut expression 1-like. The transcript is spliced from 2 exons. NCBI's taxonomy places the organism in Eukaryota, Metazoa, Arthropoda, Insecta, Diptera, Tephritidae. The coding region runs from base 1 to 246 and encodes 81 amino acids. The record is from RefSeq and is a predicted model, not a curated record.